Columba livia (rock pigeon) is the source of this 2704-nucleotide messenger RNA. RefSeq names its product low density lipoprotein receptor adaptor protein 1 (gene LDLRAP1). The coding region runs from base 77 to 1000 and encodes 307 amino acids. NCBI's taxonomy places the organism in Eukaryota, Metazoa, Chordata, Aves, Columbiformes, Columbidae. The record is from RefSeq and is a predicted model, not a curated record. The transcript has 9 exons.
UUUGCAUACGGGCCCCGCCCCCGGACGCGGUCAGCGCUGGCGCCGCAGGAAAGUUUGCGCCGGGACCGGGAGCGGGAUGGACGCGCUCAAGUCGGCGGGUCGGGCCCUGCUGCGGAGCCCCAGCGUCCACAAACCCGCCUGGGCCGGCGGCCGACACAAGAAGCUCCCGGAGAAUUGGACCGAUACCCGUGAGACACUGCUGGAGGGGAUGCUCUUCAGCCUCAAAUACAUGGGCAUGACGCUGGUGGAGCAGCCCAAGGGAGAGGAGCUCUCUGCAGCCGCUGUCAAAAGGAUCGUGGCCACCGCAAAAGCGAGUGGAAAGAAACUGCAGAAAGUGACUCUGAAAGUCUCGCCCAGAGGGAUCGUUUUAAACGACAGUGGGACGAAUGAGCUGAUCGAGAACGUUUCCAUAUACAGGAUAUCCUACUGCACGGCAGACAAGAUCCACGAUAAAGUGUUUGCCUACAUUGCCCAGAACCAGCUCAAUGAGAACCUGGAGUGCCAUGCGUUCCUCUGUACCAAACGGAAAAUGGCACAAGCCGUCACCCUCACUGUAGCCCAGGCCUUCAAAAUCGCAUUCGAGUUCUGGCAAGCGGCUAAGGAAGAGAAGGAGAAGCGGGAAAGGUCUAUCUUGGAAGGAGAAGGGCCGAGCAGCCCCAGCUCGGAAGCCCCUGCCCGUCCGGACACUCCAGCAGCCACAGGGAACUUGCUGGAUUUAGAAGAUCCUGCCAAAUCAGCCCUGACCAGCAGCAUGAACCCCCUGCACUUAGAUAACAGCAUGUUUGGGCCCAGCUCCUCCGUAAAUAACAACGUGGUGUGGGAAAUGGAUGAUGGGCUCGACGAGGCGUUUUCAAGGCUGGCUCAGUCCAGAACGAACCCUCACGUCCUCGACACGGGGCUGACGGCUCAGGACAUCCAGAGCGCGGAGACGCUGUCACCUGGGGACUGGAACCAAAUAGAUUCCAGCGCGGGCGAGAAGGAUGAUCUGUUCAUGUUUUGAGGUCAAACGCAUCGAAGAGCUGACAAGAGAACAACCACUAAAAUCUGUGGGCUGAAUGGAGCUGUUUCGGGUGCUGUAUGCCGGGGACUCCUCCGAGCGCUCUUCACCAACUCAGAUGAUGUUACAGCACAGUUUAGACCAAAGCUUUAGAAAUCUAAUGCAGAUUUUUAUACCUUGCUUUUAUCUAAACCACAAGAUGCUCUUGAGCGUAUUUAUUCACAGCCAUUAUGGUUUACAUUUAUUAUUGGAAGGUGUGUAGAGCAUCUACAGGAUUAGGUGGCGAUAUACCAGGGAUGAACCUCCAGCAGUGCCUGUUCCUCUCUGCAAACAGACUGUGCAACACCAAAGGCGCUCUGCGUGGCCUUUUCUAGACAAAGGUCUGCAGAUGCAAAUGCAAUUGCAAGCACAGCUGUUGCUAAUCCGCUGGGUUGUGAACCGCUCCGCGGCGGAGGGGAGAUCCGCAGCGUUAGAACCCAGGAGGUAGCAGAGGUCUUGCUUUUGUUGUGAAUGUCUGUGAUACUCUCACAGUUGUCAGUCACCCCGGCGGGUUCUGGCUGCUGCUUCACCAGCUUCAUACGGGAAUUGACCUUUUAUUUCAACCCAAAGACUCUAUAUUGCACUUUAAAACUUGAACUGAAAGCAAUGGUCCGAAUUGUCAAGGUAAGCAGUGCCUGUAACUUCUCUUCAGAAGCUAUUUACCCAAAAAAAACCCAAACCAGCAAUGCUGCAGGGCUGAUUCCGAGCUGGUCGCUCGCUGAUGGACUCGGAAUAUUAAGGCUGCGUUGGCUUUAGAAGCAAAACCACCGGGGAUUUACCAUUUGUUGUUGGAAGUUGGGGGAACUCAAUAGAUCCGUGUUCUUCACACUGCUGAGCGGGUUGGGCCGUUCGUGCCUUUUUAUUGUCUCAAAACUGAUUGUUGUUCGCUCAAUAGACUCCAGUGGAAUUGGAUUAGGCAAGACCAAUCACUGGGUGUUUAAUUAGCGAGAGGUGCCCCAUCCAGCAGCACCCCGAUCGUCUUCCCCCCGGGAGCCCGGGGACACUGUUUUCAUCAGGAAUUGAACAUAAAUAAUGGAGGUAUAAAGCUUAUGCUAAUUAAAAGAUUAAGUUUAAUGAUCCUAAAUAGUUGCAGUGACAGUUCGCAGUGUUUGCGGCCUUAUGUGAAGUAUACUAAUCUGUUUUAUAGAUUUGUAACUUGGUUUUGAAACACUAAUUCAUUCCCCGGGUAGCUCUUUGUAACUCUUAAAAAAAAGAGAAAAUAAAAAGGAAAACCCUUUUUGUGGGCUGUAAGGAUUUAUUAGCAAACAGCUGAGUGACUCUUAACUUAGAUUUGAUUUGUUUUAUCCUGAGUGUUAUUGUGAUAAGGUAUCGAGGACUCGCGAAGCUGACUCGUCGUGUCUCUGAACAAGACGUGCGCUCUGUUUAUCCUGCAAAAUGGUGUUUAAAGCAAUUUGACAUCUCGAAACGACGGUGCCCAUGACUGACUUGAUUUUGUGUGUAGCUUCGUUCUCUGGUGAUUGAAGGAAUCACUCAAAUCUUGUCCGUGCUGCAGAGACAUGAACCCAUUGCCCGAGCAAUUCUAGAGACUCUAGGAGCAUAUACCAAAAUGCACAGUACUAUAUAUGUAUGUAUAUAGUUUUUUAAGAAAACCUUCUGCUGUAAAGUUUAUCUGUACUGAGGAAAAUAAAACUUCUACCGUUUUUUGGA